AUGUCUCAACCUACACCUGUUAUCAACGUAACAGAAGGUGAAAAUGUCCAUGAAAUUCCUCCUCCAGCAGGAAUUCCCUGCCAACAAUCGGACCAGGACAAGACAGAUCAGGAAAUCGCGGCAUCUAGUCAGUCAAAUUUUGAGGGAGACCGUAUGGAGAGAGAUCCGGAAAAAAGUUCAGAGAGCGACUACUCCACCUCGAAUAUCGUGACAUGGGACGGACCUGACGAUCCCUCCAAUCCCAAAAACUGGUCGUUCAAAAGAAGAUGGCUUGCAACGGGCUUGGUAUCGUUGAUUACGUUCAUGACGCCUAUCGCAUCAUCCAUGAUAGCUCCAGCGGAGUUUGCUAUCAAUCGAGACCUUGAUGUUCACUCGACUUUCGAUUCGGAAUUGAUCUUUUCUAUUUUUCUGCUGGCAUUCGUGGUUGGCCCUCUCUUCCUGGCGCCACUGAGCGAGGUAUAUGGACGGGUGAUUGUCCUGCAACUAGCUAACGUUUGGUUUUUGAUAUUCAAUCUUGUGUGUGGCUUUGCGCAGAAUGUGAGCCAAAUGUUGGCGUUCCGUUUCCUGGCUGGACUUGGAGCAUGUGCCCCCCAAACAGUCGGCGGCGGUGUCCUGUCAGACCUGUGGACAUCGGAAGAGCGCGGCAAGGCAGUAGCACUGUACACAUUGGCGCCUGUAUUAGGGCCAUCUGUUGGCCCUCUCAUGGGAGCUUGGAUUGCGGAGAGAACAACAUGGAGGUGGAGCUUCUGGUCUGUCACCAUGUUUGGGGUGGCAGUACAAGUAUUGAUAUAUUUUACGUUAGCAGAGACUUUCGCGCCACGGAUCUUACAACGGAAGGCUCAAAAACUACGCAAAGAAACAGGAAACGAGCAGUUGCGAACAGAAUUCGAAUCCAAUGACGACACGAUCCUAUCCGUGAUGCGUCGCGUGCUCACACGAGUCUUUCUGUUCCUAGGGACUCAACCGAUUGUUCAAUUCCUUGCCUUAUACAUGGCUCUUAUCUAUGGCGUCAUUUAUUUGAUUCUCUCUACAUAUCCAACGGUUUGGACUAAUGUAUAUCAUGAGUCUACGGGCAUUGGCGGUUUGAACUACCUUUCGCUUAUGAUUGGUCUAACAAUUGGGGCCCAGGUGGCUGGGCGGUUGAUUGAUACUGUCUAUAACAAACUCAAGCAACGCGCGCCGAAUGGAGAGGGUCGACCGGAGUUCCGGGUCCCAAUUCUCUUUGGCUCGACUAUAUUAACAGCUGGUGGCAUCUUUAUGUAUGGCUGGUCUGCGGAAGCCCAUACGCACUGGAUCGUGCCAAAUAUCGGCGCAGCAAUUUUCGGGGCUGGCGCAAAUAUGACUUUCACGACUCUCCAAACAUACACAAUCGAUACUUACCAAUUAUAUGCUGCGUCUGCAAUAGGCGCAACUGCCGUGGCGCGAAGUGCCACUGGUUUUGCCUUUCCGCUAUUCGCAAACUACAUGUACGAUGCCUUGGGAGAUGGAUGGGGCAACAGUGUUCUUGGGUUCGCCACUCUCGGGAUCGGUUACUCUGGAUCUAUAGUGUUAUGGUUUUUCGGUGAAAGACUUCGGGGAGCAAGUCAGUAUGCUAUCAAUAAGUAG
Talaromyces proteolyticus is the source of this 1605-nucleotide messenger RNA. RefSeq names its product synaptic vesicle transporter. The record is from RefSeq and is a predicted model, not a curated record. Lineage: Eukaryota; Fungi; Ascomycota; Eurotiomycetes; Eurotiales; Trichocomaceae. Gene Ontology annotation, molecular function: transmembrane transporter activity. Gene Ontology annotation, biological process: transmembrane transport. Bases 1 to 1605 code for a protein of 534 amino acids. The transcript is spliced from 3 exons.